AUGGAUCAUUCUAUAAUAGAUGAUAGGGUUUUACAGCUUAAGAAUCACCCAACAGCAGAAGAGAUUGAGUCGACUCUAAGAUCAAUUCUUAAUAAGUCGUCAGAUCUGAAUACUAACUUCAGUCUAGUCACAACUUUAUUGAAUUUUACCAUCCCUGAAACCUACAAUUUACUUACAGAUAGCACAAAGAAGCUAAUUAUACAAGUAUUUAAGACCGUGACUGGCUUAGGAAACUUAAUCAGUAAAAUUUCUUUGCUUAAAGACAAUUCAAAGGAUCAUGAUACUUUUACAUUAUUGGAAACAUUGAUGCUGAUUCUUACAGGAUGCUUCGACGCAGGCUUGGUAUCGAACGUGGUACUGGCAAAUUCAAGUCCGUCAGAAAUUAAAGAAAUAGAUAAGCUAUUAUUCAAAGGCAAAUGUUUUGCAAUAGUGAAUGAAAUUGUUUUAAAUUGUGAUAUUCAGUCUCAUAAUCAAAUUUUUUCGUUGUCAGAUAACUAUGUGGGAUACUUGAAUAUUGAAAUAUUGACAUUGUUUCAAGAUGAUAUAGAUGUGAAAAUAAUCAAUAUGUUUAUUACCUCGUUAGGCUCCUUUAAUUCAAGUAGUUGGUCACAAUAUUUUGACUUGAUGUUUAAUGAAGGUAAUUGGUCGCAUGCUAUAAUGGCCUUCAAGUAUAUGAAAAGAUUUGAGAAGAAGAGUUUCUUAUUACGAUUAUUAGGAAACUUCUUGACUAAGAAGUACCUUUUAACUCAAAUUUCAGAUGAGAAGUUGGCAUCAUUAGCCUUGUUAUUACGCCCAAUAAUUGAAUAUGACUUGAUAGAUGAAAUGUUCUUCGAUAAGAUAAUUUCUACAUCUAAUUAUGAAACUAACUUGUUAGUUUCUAUUUUACUUUCAAAUUUAUCUGAUCGUGAUUUCUGUCAAUUGAUUUUGAAGCUACUCAAAACUUGGGCAGACGAAGAUUUAAUGAAAGCUGAAGCUAUUUCUUUACAAGAAUACAGGACCCAUUUGAUUAUUCUGCUAAUAUCUCGAGUAAAUAAUGCUACUUUUACACAAGAUAUGCUCAAAAAUCCUAUUUUCUUGAGAGCCAUUUCGAGUAGACUCAGCUCUUUUUCAAACAAUGUCAAAUCUUUAGGAGUCAUUUUAGCUGAUAAAGUUUGUGAAUUCGGGAAACGCGAGAAGAUCUUUCAAUUAGAUAAUGUUGAAGGCUAUGAUUCUUUGAUAAGUAAUAAGACGUAUAGGUAUAAUAUGAAAACUGAAAAUAUGACAAUUGAGGAUGCAUGGAAUCAUUUGAAUGAACCGGAAGUCAUUGAGGAAACUAUAAAUUUUAAUAGCGAUACUUCUGAUCUAGCUAAUGCAUUGGAAAAGGUAUCGGUAUCUAAGUUAGAUUCAGACGAUGAAUCAGAUUUCGAAAGUGAUGAAGAAGACGACCCAACUAUAUCUAGAAAGCCUCAUAUUGUUAAGCCAUUAUAUAUAAAGGAUAUUCUUGAAUAUCUAACAGUGGAUAGUAACGCACCGCAAGCGUAUGAAAAACGGCGAGCUGCAUUGAUCAGUGGGCCAACAUUGGUAAGACAAAAAUCGAAGUUCGGUAAUGAAGUUUCAUUUUAUUCAGAAGAUUUAGUUACGCAGCUAGUUGGACUAUCAAAUAACUACGAAGAUAAUGACUUUGAGGAUCUUAGGCUAAAUUGCUUAAUAGCGGUGGUUGUUGCUAAUUCAUCUUGCACUUUACAUUUGUAUCGAUUACUUUUGACUGGUGAUUACUCUCUAAAGCAACGUAUGUGUAUAUUAUCUGCAACUUCUCUAGCAGCUAGAGAACUUAAAGGAUUUAAGGAUGAAGUUGUUGCAAAAUCUUAUAGUGAAAGACUGUUUCCAUCAAAAAUGUUACCAGGUUCCCUUCACCAGAAGUUCUUAUCUUUGGGGUCAGAAGACGACAAAUACGUGAAUGAGAAAAGAAUUAACCCAGCAUAUGAAUCUUUACAAGGUGAGAUAAUGUACGAAGCUUCCGAAGAAGCCCAAAACAAAUUAAGUGGAGGAAAAAUUUUACGUUUGUCAAGCAAUUUAAGGAAAAAACCAAAGCAAGAAGUUUUGUCCCCGAAAGUUAACAACUUCUCCAAAAUAAUUGGGUCUCAGUUUUAUUUACCACUAGUUAGUAUUUGGUAUGAAGCUGGUGGACAAAUAGAUAUUGGACACUAUUCACCCAUUCUCACAGCACAUUAUAUAAAAACGUUGGCCCUAUUAUUGCAUGCAGCAUAUCCAACUGCAACUAAUUUGAACGAUAUGAUAAAAGAAUUUUUUCUGAUAGUUACACCACUUAUCCAAAAAAUCAGUUUGGAUGAAUUGCAAAUAAUUGAAAGUAUUGUGACCGGUAUUUUAUUAAUUUGCGAUAUCCUAGACGACCAAUACUUGAUGAUGCACUAUCAUAAUGAAAUAGACGUUUUCCAUAGAUGGUUAUCAUUAGUAUGGGAAGACCUCAUAGAUGAUAAAAUAAAGAGUUUGUGCGCAGGCUUACUACUUCGGAUAAAUGAAUUAAAUGAAAAGUUCGAAAGACUUUUGUUAGAUCAAAUGAAUAGCAUUUACUAA
This is a messenger RNA of Debaryomyces hansenii CBS767, 2574 nucleotides long. RefSeq lists its product as uncharacterized. Gene Ontology annotation, molecular function: Hsp90 protein binding; telomeric repeat DNA binding. Lineage: Eukaryota; Fungi; Ascomycota; Pichiomycetes; Serinales; Debaryomycetaceae. The record is from RefSeq and is a predicted model, not a curated record. Gene Ontology annotation, cellular component: cytosol. Bases 1 to 2574 code for a protein of 857 amino acids. Gene Ontology annotation, biological process: protein stabilization; telomere maintenance via telomerase. The transcript has a single exon.